Theobroma cacao (cacao) is the source of this 1165-nucleotide messenger RNA. The record is from RefSeq and is a predicted model, not a curated record. Lineage: Eukaryota; Viridiplantae; Streptophyta; Magnoliopsida; Malvales; Malvaceae.
ACUGAGAAUCAACCCCAAAAGGGUAAAACCUCUCCUCUCGCGAGCUAGCCUCUCUGGGUUGAAGCUGGAAAGACAACCCAAGGCAGAGCUUCUUUAUCUUCCACUUACGAAGCAAAACGGUACCGACCAAUUUACUGUUUGCUUUACUUUCUGGGUUCUUUUUAUACAUUGCUUUCUGGUAACUUAUGACGUUUGAGUCAUUAUCUCUCUAUUGUUCUUCACUGGUUCACAGCGUUUUCCGUUUUAGCGGAGAAAAUCCGUAUGAUCAAAGAUUUACAUUAAUGGUCGGUCGUUUCAGAGUUUUUGCUAUCUGGCUAGUUGGUAUUUUGGUCGCCCAAAUUGAAACGACUUAGAAAUUUGUAGGUGAAUUUUAUUUGAUUUAUCGUUAAAAAGUAUAACAUUCUCUACUGUAUCUUUCUUCUUUCCUUGAGCGGUAGGCAAGAUUAUCAUAAAAAGGAAUCAACUUUGGCAUAAUGGUGAUUGCUUCGAGGUUGCUGACAAAUUGUUCAGGUUUGGUUCAUCCAAGUUAUCAUAAGCUAUCUUUCCAGCUUCAGAGAUGCCAAAGAACUAGAUGUAAUUGUUACAAACCUUAUCCAUCAGUUUUUGAAGAGAUGCCUAGAGGAAGUUUUCUUAGGAAGCCUUAUAUGAGCAGGCAUGUCAUGUCUGUAGGAAGUAAUCGACACCAGUUAAGUUUUGAUGAUGAAUUACCUGAGGAGCCUUUCUGGCUAAGUCUGAUCAGAGACAGCAUCUGGGGUGUAAGAUCUUUGUUUGCAUUUCUGGUUGAGCAGCCUGGUCAACUGAAAUACAUAGAGUGGCCAAGCUUCCAAAGCACACUGAAGACUGCUACUUUAACUCUUGUUCUCGUAGCCAUGCUCAUUGUUGCUCUAUCAUCAGUUGACUCUGUCCUCUGCUAUGUUUUAGCUUUGUUGCUCAGGAGAACCACAUCAUAAUUGAAUUAUUCUCUCAAAAGAAACACAUUUAGUGUAGUGUAUACAUUCCUUCAAUGCUACAUAUGGUUACCCAUCUGCUUUAAAAUCUGCAGAAGAACUGCAAGUCUAUUGCAAAGGAAAAUGUCAUCAGACCAGCAGUUUAUGAUUACCUGAUAGUACAUGUAGUGUAAUUUUGUUUUGUAUACCAUCUCGUGCAAAUUUAAUGUUUAUGUUUA